AUGGGGGAUUUCAAUAUGCAGGUGUACUGGGAAAACCAAGUUGGUAGCAGAUCUCAAGAAAUUCAUGAACGUCUACAGGACCCGAGAUCGGGAAAUUCAAAGGAAUUGAAACCACAUCAACUGCGACGUUGCAAACGAGCAUGGGUUCUAGCCACAUUUGAAAUUACAGAAGAAGAUGAAGGUCCUUUCCCUAAAUUUGUUGCCCAGCUUCAAAAUGACAAAACACAAAAUUAUUCAUUGUGGUAUAAAAUUAUGGGUCCUGGAGUUGAUCAAGAUCCGGAACAUGGCUUAUUUGAAAUAAACAAGAACAAUGGAAACUUAUAUAUUAAUCGUAAAGUUGAUCGGGAAAGAACUUCAAUAUUUAAGUUAACAGUUGAUGCUUUGCAAAAACGAACUGGAAAUAUUUUGGACUCAUCACUGAUUUAUCAGAUCAAAGUAAAAGAUAUCAAUGACAAUCCCCCCGUAUUCUCCAAAGAUAUUUACCAUGUCCAGGUUUCGGAAUCCACUGCUCCAGGUCAAAGUAUUUUUAAAGUUGAAGCCACGGAUAAAGAUGAGAUAAAGCAUCCUAACUCAAUUAUUUCAUACUAUCUUGUUUCUGAACCGAAAGCACCAACUGGAAGGAUGUUUGCUAUUGACCAAGAAAAUGGAACAAUUACUCUUAAAAAUUGCUUAGAUUAUCAGAAAAUCACCUCAUACAAACUUCUCAUUCGUGCUAGAGACAAUGGUCCUCAAAUUCAACAUUCUUCCACCGCCACAGUAAUUGUUAAUGUGGACGACAGAAACAAUAACCCUCCUACCUUUAUCAGUCACACUGCCUCAGCAACUGUGUCUGAAAAUAAUGUUAUGGCAGUUAUACUGAAAGUAAAGGUAACUGAUGGAGACCAACCUAAUACCCCAGGUUGGAAAGCAAAAUAUACCAUUAUACAUGGGAAUGAAAAGGAGAAUUACAAAAUUGAAACUGAACCAGAUACAAACAAUGGAAUUCUGUUGCUGAUAAAGCAUUUAGAUUAUGAGCAUGGUCGAGAAAGAAUACUUCAGAUCGCUGUUGAAAAUGAAGAACCAUUAUUUACCUGUCCUGGCACGAAUGUUGAUUUGCGUACUUCAGAAUCACAGAUAAUGACAGUAAAUAUCAAUGUAUUGGAUGAAAAUGAUCCACCGCUUUUUGACCCUGCUGAAAUGUUAGUCAAACAUAAAGAAGGUCUGCUACCUGAAGUUGUGCUGGGGAGAAUGAAUGCCACAGAUCCAGAUAAUAUAUUUAAAAACCAUAUCAGGUAUGUAAAAGCACAUGAUCCUGGUGAACUAGUUUCUGUGGAUAAAGUGACUGGUAUUGUCACAACGUUGAAAGAAUUGGAUCGAGAAGCACCCUAUAUGAAUGGAAGUGUUUAUGAUAUUAUUAUUCAUGCAGUUGAUGAUGGUGUGCCACCUCUGACUGGAACAGCCACUCUGCACUUACACUUGUUAGAUGUUAAUGACAAUGCACCAUAUAUAGUGAACAACAAUCAACAUAUGUGCACUAAUAGUAAUGAGCGAUCCAUCAAUAUUAUGGCAGCAGAUGAUGAUGAAAAUCCAUUCAGUGGUCCAUUCACAUUUGAACUAAUGGAUACCAAAGUAUUUGGAAAGAAGAUGUGGAAAUUAUCAACAGCAUACGGCACAUCUUCACAGCUUAUGAGUCUGCAGGAUCCCUUACCAGGAGUUUAUGCAGUGCCUUUCAAGAUCCAUGAUCAACAAGGAAUUAGUAAUGUGAAUGUAUUGAAUUUGCGUGUUUGUCACUGCCCAGAUGAGGUUGAAUGUGAAAGCCUGGAAACCCAUAGAUCCAUUGGUGUUGGCACAUGCAUUGGUGUUCUGUUUGCCUCAUUGUUAUUACUGCUUUUUGUUCUAUGCUCAUUUUUGUUUUGUAAUUUCACCAACAAGAUGCAGACUAAUUUAGUCCCUGAUGAACCUAAUGGGUCAUUAAUAAAAUACAAUGAAGAAGGAGGUGGUGCACCAUGUUCAGCUGACUUUAUUUCACGAUUCUUGCCAGAAGAAAAUGGUCACCUUUUACUCCAUGGCUUUGAAACUUCAGGCACUUUGCAAAUAGAGAAUGAGAAUCUGCUCAAACACAAAGGAUUCUUCCAACCUUCAGCAAAAAAUUUGACCCCAGUGAACUCUUCACCUAGCUAUGACUUCAAUAAUCAUAAUGGCCUGGAGACUGCAAGAGUGCAAUUCUACAAUGACAGGGAAGACCUCCAAGACCAUUGCGCACCCCAUGUUUAUAUGCAUGAGGGAAGAGCUACAAGUAUAAUAUCGCUUGACAGUCUCACUAAUACUGAGAAAAGAGAUGACUUCAAUUAG
This is a messenger RNA of Hemiscyllium ocellatum (epaulette shark), 2331 nucleotides long. Its product is annotated as cadherin-like protein 26. The record is from RefSeq and is a predicted model, not a curated record. The transcript has 15 exons. Gene Ontology annotation, cellular component: plasma membrane; catenin complex; adherens junction. The coding region runs from base 1 to 2331 and encodes 776 amino acids. Gene Ontology annotation, biological process: homophilic cell-cell adhesion; adherens junction organization; calcium-dependent cell-cell adhesion. Lineage: Eukaryota; Metazoa; Chordata; Chondrichthyes; Orectolobiformes; Hemiscylliidae. Gene Ontology annotation, molecular function: calcium ion binding; cadherin binding.